AUGGACUCGAGCUUUAUUUCGAGAGAUACCAUUAUGCUGUCGACUUCCUGCUUCAAGAAACCAAUCAUCGAUGAUAGUGUAUCGUCGACGAAUACAACGAUCGAUUCCUCCGUCAAUAAACGAAACGUGGCGGUUGAGUCAACAUCCAAAGACAACGCGGCCCAUGGUCUUGAGCAAAAUUUGAAACUGUCGAAUGACGAAUUUCUAUCCAAUGUUUCUGCUAAAGAAUUAAAACUGCGUGAUAAUUUAUUAGAUUAUAACGCGUCAACCUCGAUCUUAUUAGCCCGCCUUGCUGCUAAAGAAACAGCCUCAGACCAAAAUUCAUUAUCAGAAACGUCGAAAUCAGAUCUAUCCACGGGAUUGAUUUCUUACAACAAUUUACCAUCAAUUAACAAAUCGAUUGCUCAAAACUUGAUCACGUCUGCUUCACCAGAUCAUAAUAGCAAUCUCUCUGUUACCACAAGCAACGUAAAUACUAUGAUAUUGGACAUCCUUACUCCACCAACCAGUCCUAAUGGUUUAACUGCUGAUUUGAAUCAAACUGAAAUGCCCCAAUGCAAUAAGUCACGUCAUACUUUGGAUGAUGACACAUUGCGUAAACUUGCGCAUCACUUUCUCUCACCCAAAGAAGAACGCAGUAAAGACGAUACAUUAUACGUUGCUCAAGAAAGUACAAAUGUAUUCUAUUUCCAGCCUGACUCUCACACUGAUAAAAUGUCUGAACAAAACAAGGGAGGAUUGCCAAGACUUCCGUUCGAAACUAUAAGAAAGCAAUCGUCUAUCUUCUCGAGCAAUUCAAAAUUCGGCAAUUCUUGGGGUGGAAUCCCCUCAAGAUGGUUACUUAUUGCUAACUUACCAAAAGAUAUUGAUGUGCCUACGCUAAUCGAACUUGUUCAGGCACAAGGCGAAGUCAAUGAAAUCUUUAUUCGAUUUCUACGCACUCAUGGUUUCAUUUACUCGGUAUUCUAUGAUAUCCGCGACGCUAUUAAAGCGCGCAGGCAACUUCGUUCCCAUUCAAUAAACGGGAAGCAUCUGAAUGUCGAAUUUUGUGCUAGACCGUUCUCAAAAAACUCCUCUCAGUCAGACAAUCCUAAACCUAGUAAAUGGGAUAACGAGGGUAUUUUAAUGUUAGAAGUACUUGGUAAACGGUUCGAUGAGUCAACAAUCAAGGCUGAACUAGAUUUUCAUGGGAAUAUUCGGUCGAUGACGCCACUCGAAUCGACAGAUUCUCAAAAGAUCUUGGUCGAAUACUAUGAUACUCGUGACGCGCUCGGUGCAAAAGAACUCUUGAAUGGAAAAAUUAUCAAGAACGCAACUGUUAAAGUUGAUUAUUAUAACUAUGACCCGCUUUCCUGGCAGAUGGCUAUCAACGUCUUUCAGCAAAAGAAAGAACAGGCGGAAUACAUUCAAAAAACGUUAGAGAAUUUUUAUUUAAGUUCCCCUUCCGUUGAACGUUCGCCCUACGCUCAAUUGGGUAAUAGCAUGUUCGCACAAAGACGGUUUCAGCCACAUGGAUUCGCUUUUGAAUCGUCUCAUGGAUCGAAUUCUUUCCGUUCCGGCUCUUCCUACAAUUCUUAUGGUUCGUUUAUGACUGGGGCAGAGGAUUUAUUCGAGACAGCUCAAAACGUAACAAUGCAAAAGAAAGGAGUACAGAAAUUAAAGCAAACAGGACCCAAUAAUAGCACUGUUAUCGUUUCUGGUGAUCGAAAAAUUCCUCCGCAGAAUAAGUUUGAUUCUAAAAAAAUCGCGAAUGGAGAAGACCCACGAACUACUUUCAUGAUUCGAAACAUUCCGAAUAAAUAUACUCAGCGCAUGUUAAUGGACACUCUUGAUGAGACGCACAAGGGCCAGUACGACUUCUUGUACUUGCGCAUGGAUUUUAAAAACAGGUGCAAUGUUGGUUAUGCCUUUAUCAACUUUAUAGACGCGAACGCAGUCCUAUCCUUUGCUGACGUGCGAGUUGGAAAGCGCUGGGCUUGCUUUAACUCGGAGAAGGUGUGUGAGCUUGCCUAUGCCAAUAUUCAAGGCAAGAAGGCUUUGGUUGAAAAAUUCCGAAAUAGCAGUGUUAUGGACGAGCUUCCAGAAUAUCGUCCAAAGGUAUUCUAUUCUUCUGGGAUAUUGCGAGGCCAAGAACAACCUUUUCCUAGCCCAAACGAUCCUCAGAAGAAAAAGAGGUCUUUGGCUGCUCGAGGUGCCGUAAAAUCAUCGUGUAGCACUGUCUAG
Ambispora leptoticha is the source of this 2223-nucleotide messenger RNA. Lineage: Eukaryota; Fungi; Glomeromycota; Glomeromycetes; Archaeosporales; Ambisporaceae. The record is from the annotation of a GenBank genome assembly.